Bacillus rossius redtenbacheri is the source of this 4112-nucleotide messenger RNA. It is a transcript of the gene Mfe2, whose product is annotated as peroxisomal multifunctional enzyme type 2. Bases 84 to 2327 code for a protein of 747 amino acids. Gene Ontology annotation, molecular function: oxidoreductase activity. Lineage: Eukaryota; Metazoa; Arthropoda; Insecta; Phasmatodea; Bacillidae. The transcript is spliced from 18 exons. The record is from RefSeq and is a predicted model, not a curated record.
UCUACAUACAACCAAGAUAACAACGCUAUAACGGCUGAUCUGUUUGUUGUUUGUCGUACUAGUAAACUUUUCGGAAUGGUGUUAUGCGCUUAAUUCAAAAUAUUUUCAGAAAAAUAAACAUAGUACAGAAGUUCACGUACUGUCGUAAAAUGAGUGAUCUGAGGUUUGAUGGACGUGUCGUGGUGGUGACAGGUGCAGGAGCAGGUCUGGGACGUGCGUAUGCUCUGCUGUUCGGCGGGCGAGGGGCAUCAGUUGUGGUGAACGAUCUCGGGGGCAGCCGCCACGGGGACGGGAGCAGCACCAAAGCUGCAGACACCGUAGUCCAGGAAAUACGAGCCAAAGGUGGUAAAGCUGUUGCGGAUUAUAAUUCUGUGGAAGAUGGCGAAAAGAUUAUCCAAACUGCACUAGAUAACUUUGGGAGAAUUGAUGUUGUGGUCAAUAAUGCUGGUAUUUUACGGGACAAAUCGUUUCCAAAAAUCAGUGAAACAGAUUGGGAUCUGGUCUUCCGUGUUCACGUGAAGGGCACUUUUAAAACCACGCAAGCUGCAUGGCCACACUUCCGGAAGCAGGGGUAUGGCAGGAUCAUUGUGACAUCUUCAACGUCUGGCCUGCAUGGAAACUUUGGUCAAGCUAACUACAGUGCUGCAAAAAUGGCUGUGGUGGGUCUGUGCAAUACACUUGCUAUUGAAGGUCAAAAAUACAACAUUAACAGCAAUGUCAUUGUACCUAUGGCUGCAUCACGCCUUACAGAAGAUAUUUUGCCUCCAGAUGUUUUUGCAGAAUUGCGUCCAGAGCUCAUUGCUCCUGUCGUUGUGUGGUUGUGCCAUGAAUCUUGUACGGAGACAGGAUCCGUUAUCAAGUCUGCAGCUGGUUGGGCAGGGAAAUAUCAUUUGGUGCGUUCUCCUGGCACAGUACUGCGUGCCAAGGUGACGGAUGAAGUCACGCCUGAAGAUGUGCGUGAGAACUGGGGACGUGUUACUGACAUGUCAGCCGCCAAGCACUACACCUCAAAUGCAGAAGUCACAGCAUCUAUUAUGGAAUCCCUGGAGAAACUUAAAACAAGCCCAGAUGACUCUGCUGCUUCUGGGAACACAGCUGUUGAUGUACUGAGUUAUGACAAACGUGAUGUUAUCCUGUAUGCGCUUGGUAUUGGUGCAACAGUCAACAAUUCUGAAGACUUGAAGUUUCUGUAUGAAGGCCAUGAAGAUUUCUCAGUUGUGCCAACAUUUUUAAUUCUCCCAGCUAUCAUCACACUCAUGGGCUCCAGCAUUUCAAUGACUGCCUUGCCAGGCAAAGAUCUUAGUCCUGCUAAUAUACUUCAUGGAGAGCAAUAUCUGGAAGUUCUGAAGCCACUGUCAACGUCAGGGACUCUCACUUCACGAGCGAGACUGGUGGAUGUCCUGGACAAGGGGUCGGGGGCAGUCAUCAUAGUGGAUGUGGAAACUUUUGAUGAAAAAGGAGAAAAAGUAGCAUACAACCAGACAACAACAUUCGCUGUUGGCGCUGGUGGUUUUGGAGGAAAGAGAGUUUCGAACAAGGGUGUGUCGUCGGUUAAUCCACCAUCAAGAACUCCUGAUGCCAUUGUUAAACAACAAACCUCACUUGAUCAGGCAGCUAUCUACAGGUUGUCUGGAGACUGGAACCCACUUCACAUUGAUCCAUCAAUCUCAGCGUUAGGUGGUUUUACUCGACCCAUCUUGCACGGCUUGUGCUCACUGGGCUUCUCUGUGAGGCACGUACUCCAACAGUACGCAAAUAACGACGCAUCCAAGUUCAAAGCUGUGAAGGUUCGGUUUGUGAAGCCAGUCAUUCCUGGCCAGACUUUGCAAACAAAUAUGUGGCAAGAAGGCAAAAGGAUCCAUUUUGAAACCAAAGUGGAAGAAACGGGAACAACUGUCAUAUCAGGGGCAUAUGUUGACUUGACAGAAGCUUCUGUAGCAAAGAAUCAGCCAGUCAAGAAGUCUCAGUCUGGGUCCACAGCUAGACUUAAAAGCGAUGCUGUGUUUGAAGGCUUGAAACUUAAAAUCGAUGCAAACCUAGAGAAGGCCAAGAAAAUUAAAGGAGUAUUUGUGUACAAUAUUACGUUAGAUGGAAACAAAGCUGCUACGUGGACGAUUGAUUUGAAGAAGGGCUGUUUGUAUGAAGGACCUCCCAAGGAUACAAAGGCAGACUGCACGCUCACUGUAGGAGACUCCGACUUUGUAGAUAUUGCAGCAGGGAAAUUGAAUCCACAGUUGGCAUUCAUGCAAGGCAAGCUGAAGGUCCAAGGUAACAUAAUGCUGUCACAGAAACUGCGUGAGCUCAUGAAAGAAGAAUCCAAAUUGUAAGACUGAAGGAAUUGUAAUUUAAAACAUGAGUUUUUGAAAACUCAGUACUGGUAAUGGAGGAAAUAUUUUUUAUACAUGUUUUUUGUAAAUAUGUUUGUACAUUCCGCCACUAAAAUGCCAGAGUGGAACAUAGUCAAUUACAGAUUGAACUUAACCUUCACCUCUCCAAGGUAUUUAAUGGCAACUUUCAUAUGAGGUGAAGAUGUCUGGUACAGCCAGCUGCCUUGACCACAGUACAGUGGAAGGUGCCAAUGUAAUCUUGGGGUCUGUGUUGGAGACGCUGAAGCGAUGUGCUAGCCCUAACAGAGACACCAUCUUGGCCAGUGAUUUUGAAGCUUUAUCCAGUAUAUUGCAUCUCAUAGCAUAACGAGAGUGGACAGUUAAGUGCAGUUUGUAGUUGAACUGCUAAGGGAGAUUGUUUGCAAAGUUGUCAUCUCCUUGAGUGUUGUUACUGGUGAAAGCAGUAGAUUGUAAAAGUCAGAACAGAAAUGGUAGGGACAAGAUUUAUGGUUUUUGUUUUUACCUUAAUUUUGGUUUUUAAAAUGGAGUAUUCCAUCAAUCAAUUUUACAAGUACUAUUUAUUUCUUGAAUAUGCUGUAAAAUUCAACAUACAAAAGUUAAAGUUUUCCAAUAAAAUUGUGUUGUUUUAAUAGUGUUUCAAGUACAUAUCAUAAACUAAAAGUUAAAAUUUAUCUGUGCUUUAUCAAUCAAGAAAAAUUUAUUAUAAUUAAUUUUUGCAGGCUACAUAAUUAUAUUUAGUGAUAUUUGGAACUUACAGGCAUGUCAGUGUUAAAUGGUGCCUGUAUAACUUGCAUUUGUGUGUUGUAACAAUUUUCGGUGUUACCUACUUCAGUUUACUGUAAAAUCUUGUUCCUAUUGAUUUUGUUUUUUCCGGGAGUCAGAUCAUGUCAGCACUCACAGGGGUGUUGAUUUCACUUUCAAGCAUGGUCAAGCUAGCAGGGUGGUGGCAUAUUGAAGAUUGAUGGGGAUGGUAGGAUAGUGGUUUUUGAACCUAGCAAUAUUCAGCAGAUAAGCAUCGCUAGGUUUGUUGCAUUACCUGUUCAGUGUAAGGCGGAAAGGUUACGUCAGAGCAGAACUGUGAAAGAACCUGGCUCACCACUGGAAACCAAGAACAAAUGAAAAGGUGUCUUGAUUUUACUACCAUGCUUCCCCUCCCAGUUUCCAAGGCAUGAAUCGUCUAUCAUGCACACAGCAUUUUAUGCAUUUUAUGCAAUACAUGUGCCAGAAACACAUGCAGUAUGGUAAAAUGAACUUUUCAAAUUUUCUGCAGCCACAUUUUCUUCAAUUUUCACCAACUGAUGCAACAAGUUUACAGAAAACAGCAAUAAAAUGCUGUUUUUGUAUGUUGAACUAAAGAAUUUUGUAAUAUCAACUUUGAUUGAAUACACUGCUUGUUAAUAUUGCAGUUGAAGUUUUUCAUAAAUCAAGAUGACUGGUGUGCAUCCUAUGUGCAAUUAUGAAUUUUUCUACAGUUUGUAUGUGUAAGGUGUGAUGGUAUAAAAUGGUAUAUGUGAUAAUUUGUUAUAAUUUAUAAAGUUUUAUUUUUAUUUGUGUUAAAAGAUGCAUGCACCCCUUGGUUUUAAAUUGUGAUGAGGUCAAUUUGUUGAAUAAAACUACUUUAUCAAAACAUUUUGCUGUAUUACUGAUUCAUUAAUGUUUCUUAUCAAUCAUGUCAUGAAGUUUGACUGAAAUAGAUGUAUGUGGUGGUUAGUUUGCUCUGGUUGCUCUAAAAAAUUCUCACAAUUGGAGAAAAAAAAAAGAAAA